ACCAAUGACUUGAAGGAGUAGCGGAGCGGGUUUAAGCCCGCAGUUGCUAAGCGCUAUCCGAGUAGGAGGUGCUUUAAGAGAUGAGGUGAAGUGUGGUUCAGUGCCUCUUCAUGUCACCAUCUUUCUGACCCGCGGAAGUUAAGCUACUGAGAGGCGGGCCCAGAGCCGGAAGCAGGAAGGAGGGCGCAGGAAGCAGGGCGCCGCAGCCAGUUGUACUGUCGGUCCGUGAGUCUGUCGGUUCCUAGGGCAGGAUGGAGAAGCUGCGGCUCCUGGGCCUCCGCUACCAGGAAUACGUGACUCGUCACCCGGCCGCCACAGCCCAGCUGGAGACGGCAGUGCGGGGCCUCAGUUACCUGCUAGCAGGUCGCUUCGCCGAUUCGCACGAGCUGUCAGAGCUGGUGUACUCUGCCUCUAACCUGCUUGUGCUGGUCAAUGAUGGCAUCCUACGGAAGGAGCUUCGGAAAACAUUGCCUGUGUCGCUGUCCCAGCAGAAGCUGCUGACAUGGCUGAGCGUGCUGGAGUGUGUGGAGGUGUUCAUGGAGAUGGGGGCCGCCAAGGUGUGGGGCGAAGUGGGCCGUUGGCUCGUCAUUGCCCUCAUCCAGCUGGCCAAGGCUGUACUGCGGAUGUUCCUGCUGAUCUGGUUCAAGGCUGGCCUCCAGACCUCACCCCCCAUCGUCCCGCUGGACAGGGAGACCCAGGCGCAGGCUCCGGAUGGUGACCACAGCCCUGGCAACCAGGAGCAAUCAUAUGUGGGGAAGCGAUCAAACCGGGUAGUGCGAACCCUCCAGAACACUCCUUCCCUGCACUCGAGGCACUGGGGAGCCCCCCAGCAGCGGGAGGGACGGCAGCAGCAACCUGAGUUGCUGAGCGGCACCCCCACCCCACUGGGGCUGCAGGAGACCAUCGCGGAGUCCCUGUAUAUUGCCCGGCCCCUGCUGCACUUGAUUAGCCUGGGCCUAUGGGGUCAGCGGUCGUGGACACCCUGGCUUCUGUCUGGUGUUGUGGACGUGACCAGCCUGAGCCUUCUGAGCGACAGGAAGGGCCUGACCAGAAGGGAGCGGCUGGAGCUGCGGCGCCGGACCAUCCUGCUGCUCUAUUACCUGCUGCGCUCCCCGUUCUACGACCGCUUCUCUGAGGCCAGGAUCCUCUUCCUGCUCCAGCUGCUGGCAGACCAUGUCCCUGGCGUUGGCCUGGUCACAAGGCCGCUCAUGGACUACUUGCCCACCUGGCAGAAAAUUUAUUUCUACAGUUGGGGCUGACAGACACCCCUCUCAUGGGGUGCAGGGAGGGGCGGGGCAGCGUGCUCCACUGCUCUGGGCAGGGGGAGCCUUCAGCCCUUCAAUCCCCCUUCCCUAAUAAAACUGACUCAGGCAGUGA
Molecule: messenger RNA, 1377 nt
Organism: Cynocephalus volans (Philippine flying lemur)
Lineage: Eukaryota; Metazoa; Chordata; Mammalia; Dermoptera; Cynocephalidae
Gene: PEX16
Product: peroxisomal biogenesis factor 16
Exons: 11
Coding region: 252-1259 (335 amino acids)
Biological process (GO): peroxisome organization
Cellular component (GO): peroxisomal membrane
Source: RefSeq, a predicted model, not a curated record